AUGGGACUGUUAGGAUUAAUCUUUAAAAAGAAAAAAGAUCCAUCAUCUGCUCAUGGCGAAGAAAAGGAAAACAAAGAGAUUCAAGAACAAGAAAAUGAAGGUUUAGUUAGUUCAGAUACUUCAAUCGCGAUCGCUCCCAAAAAGUCAAAGAGUUCAAAAAAACAAUCACCACCUCCAUCCAAUACAACAUCAAAUACAAGUGAUAAUCAAACAAGUGGUGGUAGAAAAGAUGCAGGUGAAGUGGCCAACAACAAUCAACAUCCAGAAGAUGAUGAACCAAUGCCAACGAUCAUUAUGAUUAGCAAUAGUAAAGGAUUGCAAAAGUCAGAUAGAAAGUGGUUGUCACAGAUUAAUCUAAGCGAAGAGGUGAUCAAUACGAAUUUCCCAACCAUUGUACAUAUUAUGAAUUUCCUAAGGAAAAAGGAUUCCAUCUAUUAUAAAUAUAUCGAGCAGCCAGAACAAUUGGCUCAAAUCAAGGAAUCACUAAAAGACCAAAUGCCAUCUGUCAUUGUAUCAAAUACUGCUGCUGGGGGUCAACACUCUUCUGCUAAUAGUUCAGAUGAAGAAUCUGAAUCAAAAGGUCAUCAUAAACAUCAUCAUGGACGUCAUCAUCAUCAUCACCAUCACCAUCAUCGUAAAUCACAAGAUAAUAAUAAUAACGGUCAUUCACCAACUAAUACAAAACAAGAAGAUCAACAACAAACAACAAAUAAUAAUAAUAUUAUUAAUUUGGAUGUUCCAAUUAUUCAUAUAACAUCGGCAGCUGCUACCAAUGAAUCAGCAACAUCAUCAUCAACUAUACCAACAACAAUAACAACAACAUCACAUAAUAAUUCUAUAAAUCAUGUAAUAAUAUCAAAUCCAACAACCCAUUCUGGUAAAUCCAUAUCAUACAUUAUGGAAGCUAGAAAGAGAAGAAUAGACCAGGCACGUAUAUUUUUAGAGCCCGGUGUGUUUGCAAAAUUCCCCGACGAGAUUGAGACGGCCAGUCACAAACUAUUGGUCGAGGGAAAUCCAAAGGAACAAUACAAGAAUCUCGAUUUUGAGGCACGUGGUGGCUUUGGUAGUGUGUUUGCCGCCAAGAACAAGAACCCUCACUCGCAAUACGACCGUGCUAUGGUUGCCCUAAAGAAAAUGCCUCAUCGUACACCCAAACAAAAGAGAAUGAAUCUUGCCGAGAUUGGGUUUAUGAAGUUUUGCAAACACCCCAAUAUUGUCACCUUUUUGUCGUCCUACCAAAAGAAUGAAGAGGUGUGGAUGAUUAUGGAGUUUAUGGAGGGUGGAACACUGCGCGAAGCCAUUUCCAACUUUAUAUUCUGUGAGAGUCGUAUUGCCUAUGUGGCCAAAGAGAUACUCAAAGGCAUCCAAUACAUGCACAGCCACAGUCUGUGUCACCGUGACCUCAAAAGUUCCAACAUUAUGAUCUCUAUGAAGGGAGAAAUCAAGCUCAUCGACUUUGGCUUGGCUAUCGACUUUUCCAUCGAACGUGAAGACAUUCACAUGUGUGGAUCCCCCUUUUGGAUGCCUCCCGAGCAAAUCCAAGGUCAACCGCAUUCAUUCUCGGCCGAUAUUUGGAGUUUUGGUGUUUGUAUAGUCGAGAUGAUCAAUAGAAAGGUGCCUCACCACAACUCUCGUCUCAAGGCUAUGAUCUCUGUCGUCACCGAUGGCAUCAAGUUUACAAAGGCCGAGCAUCCAGAUUGGUCCGAUGAAAUACUAGACUUUUUAGACAAGUGUCUCCAAGUAGACCCAACCAAACGAUCAACAGCCCAACAAUUACUUGAACAUCCAUUCCUUUUAAAAUGUUGUACUCUAAAGGAAAUUAAAGAAAUUCUACCUGCUCUUUUCAUGUCUAAUACUUUAUCAAAACAAGGGUUAGAGUAG
Molecule: messenger RNA, 1881 nt
Organism: Cavenderia fasciculata
Lineage: Eukaryota; Evosea; Eumycetozoa; Acytosteliales; Cavenderiaceae
Gene: mkcD
Product: putative protein serine/threonine kinase
Exons: 3
Coding region: 1-1881 (626 amino acids)
Biological process (GO): intracellular signal transduction; protein phosphorylation; regulation of MAPK cascade
Cellular component (GO): cytoplasm
Molecular function (GO): ATP binding; protein serine/threonine kinase activity
Source: RefSeq, a predicted model, not a curated record